Messenger RNA from Talaromyces proteolyticus, 2448 nucleotides. RefSeq names its product Six-hairpin glycosidase-like protein. Gene Ontology annotation, biological process: carbohydrate metabolic process. The coding region runs from base 1 to 2448 and encodes 815 amino acids. The transcript has a single exon. NCBI's taxonomy places the organism in Eukaryota, Fungi, Ascomycota, Eurotiomycetes, Eurotiales, Trichocomaceae. The record is from RefSeq and is a predicted model, not a curated record.
AUGGCCGCCGCGCAGUUGGAUACCAGUUGGAUGUGGCAUCCAUCCUUCACCGAGGAUCGCAUAGACACAGCUGGGCUUUUCGUACACUUCAGGCGAGAUAUCUUGCUAGACAGUACUCCACCAGAAUCUUUCAAGAUUCGCCUAACGGCGGAUACACGCUAUAAGCUUUAUGUGAAUUGCCAGCUGGCGGCCUUUGGACCAGUCAAAGGUGAUCGCAGCCUGUGGUUUUAUGAUGAAGUUGACCUCGCACCUUACCUGCGCGUCGGGUGGAAUAGGAUUGGAAUCCAUGUGCUGCGCUUCUUCUACGCCACUCCCUUUGCAACUAGCUUCCCCCGAAUGCCCUCUGGCGGCGUCAACAUUGCUCCUGUCAAACCAGGAGAGUCUUGGGUCUCUAAGAUCCAGAGCAGCGUCCUGUGGGAGACUGCUAUUGACCCAUGCACGGUGCUCCGAAUCGAUGAGCCUGAAGACGAAUUUCUGCACAUCUAUGAAAAGACCAAUAGGGCAUCUGACCAGAAAUGGGAGUGGGUGCCUGCGAAGGUGUUAGAAUACCAAAAUUCCACUGGUGUCAUAGCACCGUGGAAACUAUCUCCAAGGCUUAUACCACCUAUGAAAAGUCAAAAGAGCCAGUUCAUUGCAAUCCACAACGUUCAAAGCUGCUUACCGGAUCACGUCUGGAAGGAAAAGCUCACCUCAUCUAGUGACUGCAUUGAAGGACUGCACCUUCCAGCCAGAACGAUACACCAGCUAGACAUUGAAGCGCCAUACCACAUGACGGCAUUCCUCCGCUUCCGCUUCCGACGUCCGCAAGCCGGUGGAAGCACCGUCAUGGUAACUUACGCGGAAUGUUAUGAGGAUACCCCAACGCUCGUACCAUAUUUAAGACAGAAGAGCAACCGCUGUGAUACCAGGAAGUCUCUACUCGGACCCAAGGACAUGUAUGUUUUGGGAGGGCAGGCUGAUACUAGCCGACUUGGAUACUGUGAGAAUGAGGAUCUGGACGAGACCAUUAUUCCAUUUCAUUUUCGUACGUUCCGCUUUAUUCAGAUACGCAUUGAAGUUGGCUCGGGAUUGGUCUUGGAAGAAUUGGAAGCCAUGAGGGUGAACUAUCCCCUUGACAUUCUCGCAGGCCUCAAGGUAGAGGCAAAGGAUGGCGGGACUGCAGAGAGACUAUGGGAGACAAGCAUCCGAACUCUUGAGAACUGUAUGCAUGAUUGCUAUGAAGACUGUCCUUUCUACGAGCAGCUGCAAUACGCUAUGGACACUCGAAGCUCAGCUCUCUUCACAUACUAUAUCUCCGGAGACGAUCGACUGGCGAAACAAGCAAUAAUCCAACUCCACAACUCUUUCCAGGCAAGCUUGGGCCUGACUGCAAGCCGUGCGCCGUCACACAUGCACCAAAUUAUCCCCCAUUUCUCGUUAUAUUGGAUCUGCAUGUUGGCAGAUCACUUGACUUUCUUCAACAAUGAGGCCUUUCUCCGUCCACUUCUAUCCGUGGUCGAUGCUGUUCUAACAUUUUUUGAUUCCCGCGUUGAUCCUCUCACGGAUUUGGUGGCUUUACCGGACGAAUUGGGAGUCUGGCAUUUUCACGAUUGGACAGAACAGUGGCGCCCGUACGGCGUUCCUCCGGCGACAAUCCCCACCGGAAUCUCCACCUACUCCAACAAUCUCUACGCGUAUACCCUCAAGUUAGCUGCCCACGUACAACUUACGUGCGCUGGAAGGUCCGCACUAGCCGAAGAAUAUAUGUGCAGGGCUAAUCGCAUCAUAGAUGCCGUGCGACUGCGGUGUUUCGAUGGCAAUUUCUUUACUGACAGUCUAGCCGCCAAUUCGGAUCCUAACCGUGAUCGUAGCCAGCAUAAUCAGGUCUGGGCAGUCCUUAGUGGCGCAUUGGCUGGAAAGAACGCACAACAACUCCUCCGUCGAAGUUUUGAUUCCCCAGCCGCAGAAUCCCUCGUCCAAACAUCUAUAUCCAUGUCUUUCUAUACGCUACGAGCACUGAGUAUGGUCGGUGGUGGGUUAUACGAAGAACUGUUUCCAAAGUUCUGGGAGCCAUGGAGUUCUCAGCUGGCACUAGGAUUGACCACAUGGGAGGAGGAUAGUGUCUCCCAGCGCUCCGAUUGUCAUGCAUGGGGCAGCGCACCAAUCUAUGAGUAUAUGGCCGAGGUCAUUGGUGUUCAACCGGCGAAACCUGGUUGGGAAGCCAUUACAUUCAAGCCCAGACUUAGUCUCUAUCCUAAGAUUCAAGCUAAUGUGCCGUUCCGUAAUCACGAUGGCACGAGUCUUGCCAGAGUAUCCUGGGAGCCUACCUCUCCCGAUACCGUGAAGGUUUCUUUGAAGCUGAUCGGCUUGAAAUCCACAAUUCUUGUUCGUGUCAAGCUACCAUCACAACCAGAAAUGCUCUUGAACAGCACAGAUGAGCUGACUUUCACUGUUCAGCAGACACAAUAA